GCAUGCGGUAGUGGGCGUGGCUUAGAUCUCCGUCGCUCUUCGUCAUCGUUUUGCUCUCCUCGUUUCAACGUUGAUAUUCAGCGGUGUUGGUCAGAUGUCAACUGUCAAAGUGAACGUGAAGUGGGGAAAGAAGAAAUAUGAGAAAAUUGAGGUCGACUUGGCUGAGCCUCCGGCCGUCUUCAAAUCCCAGCUCUUCUCUCUCACCGGAGUUCCGCCAGAGAGACAGAGGCUGAUGAUAGGAGGACUGAUACUAGGCGACGAGGAGUGGUCAAACACCAAAUCAAAAGUGAAAAACAACGCCACGUUCAUGAUGAUGGGCUCGGCCGACAGCCUCCCCGAGGCUCCGAAACAGAAGACAAAGUUUCUCGAAGACAUGACUGAUACCGAGGCAGCCGCUGCCCUGUCCCUGCCGACCGGGAUAGAGAAUUUCGGCAACACGUGCUACCUGAACGCCACCCUGCAAUGUCUGAAGGUUGUUCCCGAGCUGAGGUCGGCUCUGGGCAGCUACCACGUCCCGGCUACCAGGGCUGAGCUUAUGGACACCGACACUGCAUCGCCUCAGUCUCUCACCAGAGACCUGAAGAUGCUGUAUCUGAUGAUGGAAUCAGGCCAGGACAUACGAAUUCCCUCCAUGCUGUUUCUUCAUACCCUCCACGCCGUUAAACCAGAGUUUGCACACAAGGACGAGAAGACAGGAUCCUACAAGCAGCAGGAUGCUCACGAGUGUUGGUCGGCCAUGGUCAAUAACCUAUCUGAGACUCUCAGGGUACCUGGCAUCCCUCCUCCUCCGUCAACCAAUCAGGGAGCGACGGGUGGAAGGAAUGCCUUUAUCAAGCAGUACUUUGGGGUGGAGACAAAGUCGACGUACAAAUGCGAGGAGUGUCCAGACGAACCGGUCACCACGGAGACGGAAACUAGCUACCAAGUGUCGUGUUUUAUUGCUCAGGAUGUGAAGUACAUGUACACCGCUAUGAGGAAGGGAAUGGAGGGGACGGUGAAGAAGAAGUCUGCAGUUCUGGGAAGAGACGCGGAGUUCAAGAAGACGUCACCGCUGAGUCGUCUCCCGGGAUACCUGACAGUCCAGUUUGUCCGGUUCUCGGUGGGCAAGGCCCCCGACAGUGGGGAACCGGUUGCUAGGAAGAUCCUGAAGGACGUCAAGUACACGAUGAAGCUGGACAUGUAUGAGUUCUGCACCACUGAACUGCAGCAGAAACUUAGCCCCAUGAGGACCAAAUUCAAGGAACAAGAAGAGAAAAAGAUGGCUCAGAAAGCCAAGCUGAUAGCCGAGGGCAAGCUGCUGGGACCGAAACUGGCAGGAGCGGCAGCUAUAGCCAGAUGAGAAUGUUGAAUAUGAACCUUUUCAGUUUGAAGAUGAUGUAGGCAGUAAUAACAGUGGAUACUACGAGCUGGCGGCCGUCCUGACGCACAAGGGAAGGUCUUCAUCAUCUGGUCACUACGUCGGCUGGGUGGCCCUCAAGAACGGUGAGUGGGCGAAGCUGGACGAUGACAAGGUUACCUUGGUGACGGAGGACCAGAUACUGAAGCUGUCUGGAGGUGGCGAUUGGCACGUGGCGUACAUUCUGUUGUACGCUCCUCGGAGGUUGGAGAAGAUGAGAGAGGAAGAGGAGGAGGAGGAGGAGGAGACCCUCCUCCUCCUCCUCCGACCAAUUAACAAUGACAUCAUCGUGACAUCAUUCCAUCUCUCUUGAUUAGACCAGUGUGUCAGCUUUACACGCAUCGUGACUAUUGUAUAAUGACUAUUGUGAUGAUGCAGAUGUCAGGAUAUAGCAUUAACACUUAACCAGCCACGGGCACAUAAAUGUGUCCAGAGCCUCCAAAAUAGGAAGUUAUGGCAGAAUUAUUAUUGUAACAGCCUGCGCAUAAUCACAACAUGUUGUAAUUAUACUGAACAAUGAGUAUUACAAAAAAACGUACUUGUAACUAAACAACACAUUCUUCAACACUGUCCUCUGCUCCCCAUCCACCCACUAUGAUGAUCUUGUCAGGUGAUGGACUGGCUACUAAACACCAGCUCCUAUCACUAGCCAUAGAGCCAAUCUCAACCCACUGCCCAUCCACUAGCUGGUGAAUGGACUUGACUUGUGACCCAAAUAGACCCAAUAGACCGCCUCGCACACCACCAAUGAGUACUAGCUGUCCACAGAGAGUGGCAGCUGUUGACUCUCUCACUGGUAGAGGAGGCAGAGGUGUCCAUGAUAUGAGGUGUGGUAUUGACUGUGGUGGGAUUGGUUUGUCACUGGAUGGUAGAGCUGCAAGAGAACACGAGUAGCCGUCACCACCAUCUCCUACCACAUGUACUAGAUCACCACAUAUUGUGGCUGAAUGGAAGGGGAGAGGUUGUGGUAAGUCUGUUAGUUGGUACCAUCUUCUGCUCUUCACUUGAAAUAGUUCAACUGUAGCAGUACAACCACCACCACUACCAAACCCCCCAAUCACAAUGAGGUAUUCGCCAUCAGAUGUAGUAACUACAGCAGGAGAGGAACGUGCAGUGUUCAUUGGAGGGUAUUUCUCAACCCAUUUCCUCUGUCGUAGUGUGUAUAGUUUGUUAGUACGACGAGAUCCAUCACUUCCCCCCACAGCAGUUAGUUCCCUGUCAAUGAUGACUAGUCCAGAGUUGCGAUAUGGACAUGAAGGAAGUUCCUCCCAUUUCUCUGUACUACAUUCAUAUUGGUAGACUGAGUUGGAGCCACGUGGGGUGAAGUAUGCAAAUCGACCAUCAGUUGUUGCAGAUCCUCUGAC
Molecule: messenger RNA, 2760 nt
Organism: Geodia barretti
Lineage: Eukaryota; Metazoa; Porifera; Demospongiae; Tetractinellida; Geodiidae
Source: the annotation of a GenBank genome assembly